Messenger RNA from Aedes albopictus (Asian tiger mosquito), 3557 nucleotides. RefSeq lists its product as uncharacterized. Gene Ontology annotation, molecular function: DNA-binding transcription factor activity. Gene Ontology annotation, biological process: regulation of DNA-templated transcription. NCBI's taxonomy places the organism in Eukaryota, Metazoa, Arthropoda, Insecta, Diptera, Culicidae. The record is from RefSeq and is a predicted model, not a curated record. The coding region runs from base 1337 to 3217 and encodes 626 amino acids. The transcript has 4 exons.
CUGAUAGAAUUGCAUCACUUUUAUUCCAACUACGAACGAAAACGGUCACAAGUGUUAUUAGCUCUGCUCUUGCUACAAGUUAUCUUAAAGAUAAAGAUUAUCAAAACGCAUAAUUCCCAAGGUAGAAAUCAGUAAUCCAAGCGCAUCAAUCCGGAAGCGAGAUUAAAGUAGGCACAAAUUGUCCUAUACUUCCCUUGGAAGUCGAGAAACCUGCAUCAGGCAACUAACCGUUCGAUCAUCAAAGUAAGCAUGGAAGAAAACUCAGGAGCCCAAUACGAUUGAUUCCCCAUACACUUGAUUGAUUUUUUGUCUUUGAACAAGGAUAAAGGUACGAAAAAUCCAAACCCCAGUACACCGAAUUUUGCAUCGGUUUUUUUUGGUGAGGUGAGGUGAACCAAUUUGGUCACUUUAAAUAAGAAGAGACAUUUGAAGGUGGUAAACGUGAAGUACGAGCGAAGAAGCGAGUUAAGUGUAAAAAGUGGUGUCACGAGUGAAGGAGGUAGCUGCGAAGAAGACAAGUGUUUAAAAACUUCUAAAGAACAUUAGAAGUGAUACAGUGAAGAAGACAAGCGAUUAAGAACGUUUGGAAACAUUAGAAGUGAUAAGGGGUCGAGCAAAGUGACGAACUUUAUCAAAUCCAAUAGGAAAUUCUCAGUGAAAUCACCUGCAGCAGUGAUUACCAUGCGAGCAUCAGUGAACAAGCAUCAAAAACGCAACAUCACCCACGUCGUCGUCACCGUCGCAGUUCAUAAGCCCACGAAGAACAUUCGAAAGUUUAAGCCCAAGUCCAAGUCGUGCUCGUCGUCGGCGUCGAUUUCGAACAAUUUUAUGUGUCCCAUCGGGAAUAUUCGUCGCAUUUGUAUGGUGGGUACGAGAACUACUAUCGGCACGAUCACGAUGAUGGGUUUGCAGCAGCGUCGUCAGUUUAUCGCCGCCGGCGUCAUCAAUUCAAUGUUGGGGGGCCAAAACUCUCAACUCAUUGGUUGGUGAAGCUUAAGCUUUUAAAAUUUCUAUAAAACUCAACGGAGAACUUAUUUCUCUAUCAAAAUGGCACAGGCAACUGGACUCGAAAGCGAAUCCCGCUCUUGGCGAGAAUCCCUGCCCUGCAACUACGUUGACCGACCCGAAUCAGCAGUACCAGUACCAGCAACAACUACCAGACCUCGAUCUAGAGCAAUCCCUGUGGCUGGAGGACAACGACCACUACAACUCCAGCUGGAUCAAUCAGAUCUGGAAUCAGCCGCCACCGACGCCGCAAACCAGUUCUUUGACACCCCCGACGAUCAGUGGUGCGUUCGGAAGGGUUGGAUCCACACCGACGCAGACGGCCGCCAGCAUGUCACCGUCUCCUCCACCGCCCCUCCGGUGGUCAUCCUGCAGUAUGUUCAUGGUCGCUACGGACCAGUGGACGGAUGGCCACAACCACCCAAUCGAUACGACAGGUGAACAGCAACUCAACACUCCAGAGCCGGUAGAUAUCCGCGGAUUUGAUUACGACGGAAGUUUGGGAGGACUUGGUCCAGCCAACGAUCCAAGAAACGCUAAUAGUAAGAAUCACAUCAACAACAGCAGCAUCGCCACGAUGAACGGAGAAGAACGCAACAGUAUCAUUGGGCACGGUAACAAGAGGGAAGAACCUUUCGAAUUCAAGUUCAUCCCGGCAACAUCUCCCUCGUCCCCUUGGGCAACGUCAGACUUCAGCACCUCUUGGCAGUUCGAGCGCUGCCCGGAAGAAACUGUUCUCAGCCCCGAGAUGAGCUACCUAUCGCCACACCAGAGUCCUUCCGGUGUGCCGUCCCCGGAAUCCAGUUCCGGGGUCGGCUCGGAAGAAGACGAUUUCGAAACUUCUAUGGAUUUCAACAAGAACGACGAGUUCAUUGUAGUUGGCAAUCCAUACGCCGACUACACAACUUCGUUAACUGACGAAAUCGAGCAACUUUCGGAGUCAUUCUACUGCAAAGCUGAGGACCUCAUCUCCAUAGAAAACCCCACCAUAGAAGGGACCGUUGCCGUACCACCCUUCUUCCUGAAAGUCCUUCAGGAGGAAGAGUCGAACGCUUCCGACGGAACUCCAUCGCUUCCCGUCUCGAACGGUACCGUGUAUGACACACGCCCCUCAGUUGUUACCAAAUUCCUAAGUGAUGCUGACAGAGAAGAUGAAGAUUUUAAACUAGAGACGGCAGAGUACGACGUAGCGGAAGCUACUGCAAUAACACCGGCAACACUACAGAGUGUCUCCAGUGACACUCUGGAUUUGAAAACUCAAACCCAGUUAGAACACAACUAUACGAUUAAGCUACCCCUUCUGGAAGCCGGCAGCCCCGGCCACAUUGUAACCACAAAUAAUACCCUGGUGAAGGAACUACAUUCUUUGAAACCGAGAGACACCGUCGCAAUCCUUCCGCCACUGCAGCAAACGCCAAAGCGAACACAACCGCCAGGUAUCAAACGGCAGCUCUUCCAAAGAAAGAUGCGAACCGAUAUGGCUGUCGAGAACAAACUAAAGCUCAAAAUUCCAAUGCCUAGCGCACCCAUCGUGGCCCCAGUAGGCAUCCUGAACACUCCGGACCUCACCAACCAAGUCCUGGAGCUGGAAGCCGAAGCCGAGAUCCUCAGCGCCGAGGACCAAUUCGACCUACUCACGUACAUCUCUUCCGGAACGGAAUACGAUGUCGUCCCACUCUCCCCGGUCGAGGAGAAACCCUCCAUCCCCAAGGAGGAACCAACAGAUCAGCCGGAGUCCACCAUAUGCCCGGACACGCUGAGCCAACUCCUGUCGAACGCGCGGCCGACCAAGCGGAAGCUCCCCAUCAUCACCUUGGACAACCUCGAAGAGCUGACUGCGUCCACAACGCCGAAGAAAUUCCGCAGCGCUGCCUCCUCGACGGCUUCGUCCGUAUGCGGAGACUCCGUCUCGGAAGCUUCCACCUCGGCCAAAAAACGCCGCGGACGACCGCCGAAGCAGUCCAGCUUGCACCAGGAUCCGGCCGAAUACGAACACCUCAACGAGGAAGACCUGAGGUACCGGGAGCAGCGGGACAAGAACAACGAAGCGUCACGCAAGUCGCGCAUCAACCGGCGGGACCGCGAACUGAAGCUGGAGCACGAAGCAAACGCAUUGCACCAGCAGCACCGGGAGCUCGAGAGCGAGGAACAGAAACUGAUACGGGAUUGUGCUCGAUGGCGCCGAGCGGUUAUGCGAUUGGCGCUGCUGUAAAGCUGGAGAAUGAGGUGUCUCUCUUACUUUUUUGAUAAAUUUGUAAACAUAAUAUGCAGUACAACUUUUAUUUCCUAGCUUGAGUAGCAGGAAUUUUAUGAUUUAAAAAUGGACGUAAUUUAACGAAAACAGAGAAAAACGUAAAAAAAAACUUAGAAAUACAAAAACCUACAAGUAAAAGAAACUAAACUUUUUAACCUUAAGUAAUUGGAAAGAUAUAAAAACUGUCAAAAUUGCCACAAAGAACAAAAAAAUGCUUUGCAUGGUAAAUAGAUGUAUGAUUCAGUUGAUGUAUUUGUACUUUUUACUUUAAACUUCAAUAAAACAAAACUACAAAACA